AUGAGAGAUUCUAAUCACGGCUGGAAUGGUGCCGAAAACCGCCAAAAAAACCAAGGUUUCAAGCCUAAAAACGAUCAAAGCUCGACUUUUGACGAUGGACUUUUCGAUAAGUUGCAAGAAGUGCUGAACACGAUUGAUCUCGUCAAUGACACGGCAUCCAAUGACUACAAGCCCGUAAUUUCGUUUUUUAAUAGUCGAUUUCCGCCCCAACUGACGCAAUCAUGGUCGUACCAUGCGCAAGUCAAUAACCAUGCAAAAUUCACAAAUUGUACAUCUAAGCUAGCAAAGGCCCUGAGAGUGCUGGGAUCUGAUGCUAGUACAUUGGAAUAUGGAUCUUCUUUGAUCCGGUCAAUUCUGCAUGAGAAUGUCAAAGUCCUUUAUCGUGGACUUAAUAAUAUGAAACCGGCAACCACGAACUCGGUUCUGCGUCUAAUGCGGCAAAUCGUGGCUUUCAAUCACGGCCAAUAUGUGGACGAUUUUCUAACAUACUUUGAUUUGGCUUUGCCCAGUCUCGUGCGCAUUCUAACACCCAUCAGGGCGGAAUUGGCAGAUCCCGAAAAUUGCAAGACCAAUCCCGAUAUGUCAAUGCGCUACAAUUUUCUAACUUUCUGGCUCACUUUGAUAGAAAAUGCCAACCCAAUAUUGCGAAAAGCGGUAUUAACAGAGAAUUCACGAAUCAUGAGCACUUGGUUCAAGCAUAUGACGAAAGUGGACUCUAUAAAGCUUAUGAAGCAUUGCGUCAGUACGUUAAUGGAAAAGGUGCUGCGAGAAAAGUCCAUGAGAAGGGUCACGAAGUGCAAAACUCUAAACGAGUUUUUUAUCAGCAAGCUUCACUUUUUCUACCGCUCUACCGAUGUUGAGCUAGUAAAAGCUGUCGACGAGUUUUUCGAGCUCUAUUCCACGGUUGAUGAAUGCAGUGUCGCAUUUUCCGACGACAAGGUAUGGUUUUCUGAGCCCGUGUAUGCCAAGGCAGGCCCACAAUCUCAGAGCAGUGGAGCAAUGGUCAUGGUUAACAACAAGAAAUUCUACCUUUACAAUAAACUCCUCUUUACGAUGCUGACAUUUUUCAAACCUUGGGAAGAUGAAACGCAACUGAACAGAGUCAUACAAGUUUUGCAUUCAGUGCCGGAACUUGUCGCACCUUACUGCACCUUUCUAAAUACACUGGGCAGUCACGAGCCUAAAAUGACAUCCUACUGGUUUGGAAUGACUCUUCUUCUUGGUCGCAUUAUCAACUUACCCAUUCCUCAAAAAAUUUUAGACGUGCAGACCGAUGAGCAGCCCGUGAGCAGUAUAGUUAUGGAGUCCAUUGCACCAUCCUCAUUAACGAGAGCUUCAUUGACCAAGGCUUUACUGUACGAUGUGCCUCUAAUCAAACAAAUGGCUUGUCAGCUACUCAUUUUUUCUUUCAAAAAGCUUGAGCAAGUUUUCAAGCUUUACGACGACAAAGGAUGGACGUCUGCAAAGACAGAUUUGGUAGGACGUCUGAAAUUAACACUUCCAGAGCUACCAACCAUCUCGGCAACACUGGAGUUUGUCAGUCGUAAUAACAGUGAGAACAAAAUUUUAGCUGCAUCAGUAUCGCUUGUAUUGAACCAUUACAGCAAGCUUUUCCCUCUGGGAUUUGCACUAUCGUUGCCACAUGAUAACAUUUACUCAAAAGUUUUCGCUGCCAAAUCUUUUUCAGCAUUGGAUCUUGUCAUAAUCGACAAUUUUCUACAGUUUCAAGAGCUCAACAAUUCGCAAACUAAAUGGUAUAAUCCUAAUGUUGAUGAAAAUUCGACAUUCACUACUUUACUCAAGUUGGCGUCAUCCACAAAUACCACCUCAUCCCUAAUCAAAAAAAUAACGUCGCUACUCGACACUUUAUUGAAAUUCACCCCAGUUUUCAAUGAAAAUCUGAUAGCUUCUCCCACCCUCGCACUCAUUAACUGUCUUCAGAUUGUUGUGAGGAGCGAUUUUGCGGAUAAGGAAAUACAGCAAGAGAAAGUGUGGAAGCUUUUGGACGAGACGGUGUCUAGAACUGUGAAAACUCCUUACAAAUACGUGGACAACUCAGCUACUUAUGGCUACUGUUCACCGUUCCUAGUUGCUUUGGUAGAGCAAUAUCAUUACACAGACACGGCGAGUGCACAUGAUGCUGUACUCAAAUGGCUGCUAAUCUUUGCUAGGAGCGCAGUGUUCAUCGGAGAGCCGUUAGAUGGCGUAAAGCACUUAAUGAGAUCUGUUCGUACAAUACCUGAAGCACUGAUAACAACGUUUCUCACUUUAGAACAAGACGAGGAAACUUUAAAUUCUUUGCGACAGCCAGAGAACUUGGUGGUGGGUGAUUUGGAAUUCUCUUUUUUUCAACUAGUCACACUGACACCAGAGUUGGAACUAGACGCUCUAGUAAGGUAUCCCGUUAAUGAUCUUGACGUGGCUGGACUUUUCAACCGGCUUCUCUCAGUCUUGAGUCAAGACGAAGCCAUAACAUCCUUCGAAAAGUUCUCAUUCAUUGUUGACAAUUUACUUUCUAAGCUGAUGAGCUAUGCUCUUUCGCAAACGAGUUUCAAGUCCAAGCUUGUUGAGGAACGAUUUUUCGUCAAAUGCAUGGUUAGCAAAACAAUAGACACCAGCAAUUCUACAGCAUGUGAGAAAUACGCAUACGUCUCGAACAGCAUAAUAAGCAUCUACUCUCAACUUGGAGAGACUAUGACGUCCUUCCGCAACUACGUUCACGAUCUCUGGAUAACAUGUGCCGAACCAUGGAGAACGAACGAAAAACUCAGCUCUGUACUCAAGAAUGGACUGUCUUUCUUGACCUCUGACCAACUCCAUGAAAUUCUACAGUCGCUGCUUGCACACAGUCAGAGACUUUUGCCGGUUGUUGUUGAGGAGCUUUAUUGUCGAAAAAUCCAGAUAACUAAUAAGCAAUUCAUGAGCUUGCUUAUGCAACAUGAUUCUGCCCUUGCUCCUUUUUUGCGUGGCUUUAUCAAAUUUGAACUGGUCAAAGCACCGCAGUAUGAUGAGAUUGUUCCCGCUGCCUUACAGUUUGCAUGCUACAAGCAGGUAAUCGAGGAAAUACUGAAAAUCAGAGAAGGCGCUGCUGCUUUGUUACAGUUUGUUAACAUGAUAAAAGACGAAGGAUUGAUGGUAAUGACAGCUGCAGCCUUGAGCUCUGCGGGAAGCGAAAUCGAACCCUCGUUCUUGGACAAUGCCUUAUCGAUUGCCUUUGAAAACUUGAGAACGUGGAAGGAUUCGGACCUCGACGCAGCGAUCAAACUGUUUGAUAACAACCACGACAGACUUUCAGAUACUCGCAGACGUGAGAUUGUUGACAUCAUUACCACGAGAGCUGACAGUAGAUUUACUCCACAAGUACCAAAUUUCAUUGCUCAUCAAGCUGUAGAAAACGAGAAAGGCGUACGGUCAUGGAUACAGCUUUCUCUGAUAUUUAUCACCAAGAACAUUGUGGAAAGAGCAAAGCCGACGGAACGUUUCUCUGAAUUUGUAAAGAGCUUUCUCAACCUGCAUGAUAGGAAAAAUCUUUGGAGCCAAGGAUUCACAGCAAGCCUCAACUCUCAAGUAGAAGCUAUUGUCAGUGGUGGCUGGGUGACGUAUUCCGAUAUCAUGGAGUAUCUUAAUAAGAUCAUUCUGGGAGCAGCGAAAGCACAACUAAGCGGCAGCAAAAUGCUGCAGCUGCUAUUAAACAACGACAAGAUGUGUUUCAACAAUGGCGCACACGAUUCUCGUCUCAAAUUCCUGACGGCCAGUUCCAUUUUCAUUCUUUUUAACGCCGAUUCAGCCGGUUGCUCUAAUCCAAUAGUUCAGGAGAAGCUACUGCAAUUCUACGGGGGCACAAUAAGCCCUUCUGACAGGAUGAUUCUGAACAUACUGGAACAGAUCGAAUCCAAAACUCUUUCUUCGUGGACUAAUCGCAUUUUUGCUUGGGAUUAUCAGGAUGUGCCUGAAAACUUUGAAGAAAACACGGCUAAUAACAAUCUCAUUGUGAAGGAGCAGGAGGGAUUUAUUGUGACGAUAAGAAAGAAUCUGGUCAACUUUAGUGUUGACAACUUUGCUUUGACAUUGCCACGACUACCUUCUAUGGCGCGCGAGGGCCCAUCUCACAUGUGGGCCGAAUUUGUAACCCUUCGAGAACAAACAGAUGCUGAAUACACAGAACUGCAAUACAAAGUGUAUGACCCCAUGUUUUUGUUGCUUGCGAUUGUGAGCAAUGAGGAACUAUUCAGAUCCAAAGAUUCUUCUUUGCAAGACCAACCUGACACAUCUGUUUUCGACAUGAAAAAAGUCGUCGACUCUGGCUUACUAGAGUUCAUUGUGAUGUGUUUGGCUACCGACACUGAGGUUGGUGAACUAGCUUUAUUGUUGGUUUAUAAAAUGCUUGACUCUCUGGAAGUGGGCAAUUUUAGAGACAAGCAUGCUUACAAGCUUUUCCUGACGAAGAUAGCCUUUACAUUCUACUCGGAUAAGAAUAAGAGCGAACCUGAGGCGCAAAAGGCUCCGCCCCUGAUCUGGUAUAUGGCGGCACGUUUAUCGACCGUCUUGGGCCAGCCUUCUUCCUUUCUUUAUGAAAAAGCGAAUCGUUGGGUGCUUGCGUCUCCUUCUGUCAAUUCUUGGCAACUUCCACUAUAUGAAACCGCUGUGCUGGCAAAAAGAGAUGAUGACGCUGAUCAAUAUUACAGAUAUUUGCAUUGGUUCCUCGAAAGCAUCCAGCAGGGCCUGAAAACGGAUCAAGAUCUUAACCUUCUUAGGUCUCGAGGCCUUCUUGAAUGGAUAAUGAACUUGUUGAACUCGCCAUAUAUUACUUUAAGAGUGCGAAGCUUGAUAAGCUUGAUAAUCUACAAGAUUCAGAGAUUAGAGGCAGGUGGCCCAUCACUUUUAACUCGACAUGCGAGCGCAUCAUUCUUGGAAAACCUGCAAAUUCACACGCAACGAAAGCUUCUGACAUCAAACGCGGAACGUUUUUCUCGCGCAAAGAAUAAGCUUCACUUGAUGCAAAAUCUAGUUUUGCACCAAUGUCAAAUCAACUAUUCCGAGUUGGGCGCUGGUUUGGCCGUUGUCGCGAAUUCCAGAAAGCGGCUUGUGGAAUGGAUGGAGGGAGAUUCGGAUAACUUUUUGAAACGCAUCCACCCUUCUGACUAG
Lachancea sp. 'fantastica' is the source of this 5145-nucleotide messenger RNA. NCBI's taxonomy places the organism in Eukaryota, Fungi, Ascomycota, Saccharomycetes, Saccharomycetales, Saccharomycetaceae. The record is from the annotation of a GenBank genome assembly.